ACGGUAUUACACAUCAGUGGUAUUCAUAUCGUUGAACUAUUGCAUGACGAUGGUGUCUUACAAGAAUAGGUUCAUGUCUAUUAAUUCGUCGCAGCAUUCUAAGCUGAAGCGAUACCUGGACAAGCUCCAACGACACACUGCUAGAGAAAUAAAAACCCGGAUCAAAAUGGCUCGUAACGAAUUGUUACAAAACGACAACUCCCGUAUCCUCGCUACUGCAAAAAAUGCACUAGUGGCAUACAGCAAUGCAAUCAUCAGUGGUGCCACUUGUGCGACGGAAUCCGUUUCUCUCACUGAUAAAACCCUAUCGAAGCAAAAGGCCGUGUAUUUACAACUUGAGAAGAAAAACAAAUCGUGCACACUCAAAAAGGAGGAGGCGGAAUUUAACACUUUUAUCAACGGAUUACUUCGUCGUGUGGACAAAUGCUGCGAGGGUCAUCGUAAAGCUGAUAGCCACGAGGAAGACCCAGUGGACGCAUUUUGCGGCACGAAGUUGAAUACACUAGAACACUUUAAAUAAUCAGCAAU
Molecule: messenger RNA, 528 nt
Organism: Babesia bovis T2Bo
Lineage: Eukaryota; Apicomplexa; Aconoidasida; Piroplasmida; Babesiidae
Exons: 5
Coding region: 44-520 (158 amino acids)
Source: RefSeq, a predicted model, not a curated record